AAACGCAGCACGGGUCAACACGUCAUCCUAAAUACUGCUGCGUUGUUAGCCAGCUAUCAAAGAUGGUGGACACAGCGAGGAGUCCGUGAAUCGAAGAGCAGUUUACCGGCGACACCGUUUGACACCGAGCGCGGGAGAGCUUUCUGUGUCCUGGACGGGAGACGCCUGUGUCUGUCUGAAAUGGCUGGCGUGAAGAUAACAGACGUACACGACGGUAACGUGGACAGGGCGCCUCUGUCGAACCAGGACCUGAGUUCUGUGAGCCAAACGGUAGGAUGGUUUCUGUCCCAGUAUGGGUGGUACCUGGUGGUUGUGACUGCGCUGGUCUACCUGCUUAUCCAGUACCUAAACAAGAGGAUGUCCAGCCAGAGCUAUCGCAGCUCACCACCACAAACACCACAAGAUGCUGAGGUCGUGGUGAGAAAUCAGGAGGCCAUGGAAGCAGCUCGGAGAAGGAUGCAAGAGGAGCUGGAUGCUAAAGCAGCCGUCUUCAGAGAGAAACAGAAACAGCAAGAAGAAGAGAAGAGGAGGCAGAAAAUAGAGAUAUGGGAGAGUAUGCAGCAGGGGAAGAGUUGCAAAGGAAAUGCAAAACCAACACAGACAACCGAAGAAGCCAGCACGUCAACAGCAGCGACGAAACCAAAGACGGACAAGAGGCCGCUUCGCGGUGCAGACUACAAUCCCCUGACCGGACAGGGAGGAGGCACCUGCUCCUGGAGACCUGGGAGGAGAGGGCCGUCUUCUGGUGGAUGAGGUUAAAGAAUGUCAGAGACAUUGGUCUGCGUGACCUUUGACCUCUGACAUCCUGACGUGCACACUGACUGACUGAACCAAGCUGACAAUGUCACCAAAGACGCUUUUUUUUUUUUUAAUUAUUCAGAUUUAGUUAAACUCGCUCCAUACUUCCACUGGGUGUAGAUGAGUGCAUUCAUUAAUAGCACAUAUUUAUCCUGUUUGAUUUCCUCUAUUUGCUCUCUAAUCUGUGUGCUGCUGCCUCGUUAAGCAGCAGACAUAAUGUGAUUAUUACGAAACAUGCUGUUAAGAGACAAACGCAUUUGGAAAUUGAAAGCUUGUAAUGAAGCCAGUCCUGUAAACGGUUCCUAACCGCUGGAUGUGGCGGAUGAAUUUCACAGUCAGUGUGUCGCUUUUGUUUUGGUUCUUUUGUGUAGCUCCGCAGCUUUAGACGUGAUAUUACUGCAGCAGCUGCAGCUGGCGGACAUAUGGUUAAUUACAAGAAGUGGUACACUCUGAUUAUAUAAUCACAAACAUUUUUAAUCUGACACAAUGUAAGGAGGGAUGUCUACACUGUUACACAACAUUUUUAUGCAAUAAAGACAUGAUCACCAGGA
Larimichthys crocea (large yellow croaker) is the source of this 1349-nucleotide messenger RNA. It is a transcript of the gene selenos, whose product is annotated as selenoprotein S. Gene Ontology annotation, biological process: retrograde protein transport, ER to cytosol; endoplasmic reticulum unfolded protein response. NCBI's taxonomy places the organism in Eukaryota, Metazoa, Chordata, Actinopteri, Sciaenidae. The coding region runs from base 181 to 753 and encodes 190 amino acids. Gene Ontology annotation, cellular component: endoplasmic reticulum membrane; Derlin-1 retrotranslocation complex; Derlin-1-VIMP complex. The transcript is spliced from 6 exons. The record is from RefSeq and is a predicted model, not a curated record.